Molecule: messenger RNA, 462 nt
Organism: Blastomyces dermatitidis ER-3
Lineage: Eukaryota; Fungi; Ascomycota; Eurotiomycetes; Onygenales; Ajellomycetaceae
Exons: 1
Coding region: 1-462 (153 amino acids)
Source: RefSeq, a predicted model, not a curated record
AUGGGUGUGAAGCUUAGGAGGUUGAGGGUAACUAGAGGAACUAGUGAAGCCUCAGCUUGCUUAAGUCAAGGGCUGGCAAUCCCAGACGGAUUCAAACUACGGAGUACGGAGUACUCCGUUAUUAGGGGGGGGGGGGGAGAGACUUCCCACCCAUCAUCAUCAUCAUCAAGAACAGAGCGGAGAUGUGCAGUCUCGGCAUGCUCCAGCGAGCCCGCGCUAGUGAGUAUUAUUUUAACUUGCCGAGUUCAGAAAGUCAAGACUCCACUACCGUGCAGGUGUGAUGUUCAUGCAAAAUACGCGAUCUGGAUAGAUCGACCGAGAUAUCGGGUUGAAGAGGGGAAACAAGCAAAGAAGCAAAACAAAUGCCAUUGGCGGCGUUCAGCUUGGCUAACUCAUGUUUGGCCAGUGGUUGUCCGUGCAGCAAUUUGCCAGCUAAAACGAGAGUUGUCCGUAGCAGCUUGA